UUAAUAAACGAAGUCAAGUGAUAUUUUUCAUAUGAUUUUGCUUUAAAAACUAAUUUCUUGUCAUUUUUUCCACUUGAGAACGAUUAAAAGCGUGACAUCGAGUUUAGCAUAUUGUGCAUUAGGAUACUAUUUAUGAAAAUUGUUGUUUAUUCGUCGUUUAAUUUGGAUAUUUUGCAAUGAGUGAGAAAGUAUCCGUCGCGGAACAGAAUGCUGCCAAAGAAUUCAUCAUUUCGUUUGUGGAGAAGUGUGGUGGUAUAGUUUAUGAAAGUGUUGAAAGUUUACCGAAACAGUCAACUUCACUGCAUUGUUCAAAGGAUGAAAUCGAAGGGGAAUGUCUGUACAUCGCUUUGGAGUAUCUACGAAACAGUGGUGCUCCAGAAAUAGUGGCAACAACAGCUGCACACCAGACUAUUGUGAAACUACUAAAACAAGAUCUUCAGUCAUUCGAGGAAGAGAUCUCUGUAUUUGAUAAAAAAACUGAUUCGGACGAAGAAGAUGAAUCAAAAAUCCCGAGAAAAAAUAUAAAAGCUGUGAACUGUGGUAAAUUGGCAAUUGCAACUAUCAAUGCAGUUCAUGAUGUUUGUAAGAUGUGGAAAGAGAGUAUGCCAACACUGUAUAAAUCUAGAAAUACAUACGAGGUUUACAGUCAUUCAACACAAAAUACAAGAAGGAGAAUGGAGGAUAGACAUAUGGUUAUCACUGAAUUCAACAAUCUUUUUGGUUUAAAUGAGGAGUUUCCUAGCCAGGCUUAUUUUGCUGUGUUUGAUGGUCAUGGGGGUGUUGAUUGUGCAAAUUACACAGUUGCUCAUUUUCAUAACAACAUUGCAAAGCAAGAUGAGUUUACUACUGAUCUGGAUGAGGCUUUGUCCAAAGCCUUCCUUUCCACAGACAAACAUUUCACAGAGAAAGCAAAAAAUGAGAACUUACGUGCUGGAACAACAGGUGUUGUAGCAAUGUUGAAGGGUAACACACUAAACAUAGGAUGGUUGGGGGAUUCUCAAAUAUCACUGUGCAAGCAAGGACAAGCAGUUGAAUUGAUGCAGCCGCAUAAACCAAACAGAAAGGAUGAACGAAAACGUAUUGAAGAUCUGGGUGGGUGUGUCAUAUGGAUAGGAGAUUGGCGUGUGAAUGGAAAUAUUGCUGUAUCAAGAUCUAUCGGAGAUAAAGAUCACAAACCAUAUGUUUCAGCUGAUCCUGAUACACGAGAAUUUGAUCUUGAAGGUGAUGAGGAAUACCUUAUUUUGGGCUGUGAUGGAUUGUGGGAUACAAUCGCAGCUCCUGAGGUCAUCAAAAUGGUGCAAGAUCAUUUAUCCAGUGGUGGCAGUCGUUCUUCUGUUGCUAAAUUUCUUGUGGAUCGCGCAAUUGAACAUGGCUCAACAGAUAAUGUUAGUGUAAUAGUUGUAUUCUUAGAUUGUCAUAGAACUGUCGGUGAAGAAGCCCCAAAGACCGCAGCAGCUGAGAGUGCUAGCGAAGGAACUGGGGAAAAGAAAUCUGUGGAAACUCCUGGAGGCACAGAACAGGGGCAUGGUGAAGAGAAAAUGAUAGAAAAUUAGGUAUCCUGCAUUAAAAUGUACAUAUAUAAGAUCUGCUCUGUGAUAGACACAAGAGAUCUUUCAGCCUUGAUGUUAUUCUAAGAAACAUUUGUCAUAAUACGAUUUGUUACAGAUAUGAUCUGCCCUUGUGGCAAUACAGACCAUCUUCAGUAAUCAAAACCAAAAUUGAAAAUAGAUAUUGAUCUGUGCAGUGGAUUUCAAGAGAGCAUGAGGCUAACUGCAGGUGCAUGAUUCCUUUUCAAUUUUGCUGUUGAUUACCGGAGAUGUUUGGAAUGAGACUGGGAAAGGACACAAUUUUGUAGUUUUGCAUGGUGAUGAAACAAUAUAAAUAUUUUUCUUAAACACACCAUGUAAAUAGUAAGUAAUCUAUGUGGUAUAUCCAUUGACAUUUGUUUUUAAAACAUA
This is a messenger RNA of Dendronephthya gigantea, 1958 nucleotides long. Its product is annotated as protein phosphatase 1F-like. The record is from RefSeq and is a predicted model, not a curated record. The transcript is spliced from 7 exons. Gene Ontology annotation, molecular function: protein serine/threonine phosphatase activity; cation binding. Gene Ontology annotation, biological process: negative regulation of protein kinase activity; protein dephosphorylation. Bases 177 to 1553 code for a protein of 458 amino acids. NCBI's taxonomy places the organism in Eukaryota, Metazoa, Cnidaria, Anthozoa, Malacalcyonacea, Nephtheidae.